CUUUAAAUGAUUACAGUGCAAAUUCAAUAUGGCGACUGAUCAGUUUACCGGCGAUUCUGAAAUAAGCCAUAAAAAUUCAUUCAGACCACAAAUAAUUUUAUUAUUUAGUGGCAAGAGAAAGUCUGGAAAGGAUUAUAUUACAAAUGCUUUGCACGAAAGAGUUGGAUCUGAUAAGAGUGUUAUUAUAAGAUUAUCUGGACCAAUUAAAUUUCAUUGGGCUAAGACCCGUGGUUUGAACGUUGAUGAACUUUUAGGAGAUGGUAAAUACAAAGAGAGUUAUCGCCUUGAAAUGGCAAAAUGGGGAGAAAACAUUAGGAAAGAAGAUUAUGGUUAUUUUUGUCGCGCGGCCCUAGAAAUGUAUAAUGCAUUUAGCAAACGUAUAUGGAUAGUGAGUGAUGCCCGAAGGAAAACUGAUAUACAAUGGUUUGUAGAAAAUUUUGAAGAUAUAUGUAAAACAAUUCGCAUUGAAUCAGAUGAUUUAGUUAGGAACAAACGUGGCUGGGUGUUUAGUCCAGGUAUUGACGAUUCAGAAACUGAAUGUAAUUUGGAUGAUAUAAAUACAUGGGAUUUGAAAGUGACGAAUAAUACUGAAGAUAUAAACUGUAUAUUAGAACAAAUAUUAAAACUAAUUACUUAGUAAAUGAUAUUGCAAAUGUACAAAAUAAUGUUAUAAGUAUGUAUAUAUACGUACUUGUAAACAAUGAAUUGUUUUUAAUGGGUCUAUAAAGAGGAAGGCAAUAAUAUAUGUUGUUUACAAACGGA
Messenger RNA from Frieseomelitta varia, 762 nucleotides. It is a transcript of the gene Pmvk, whose product is annotated as phosphomevalonate kinase. The transcript is spliced from 4 exons. The record is from RefSeq and is a predicted model, not a curated record. Bases 29 to 637 code for a protein of 202 amino acids. Lineage: Eukaryota; Metazoa; Arthropoda; Insecta; Hymenoptera; Apidae. Gene Ontology annotation, biological process: isopentenyl diphosphate biosynthetic process, mevalonate pathway; cholesterol biosynthetic process. Gene Ontology annotation, cellular component: cytoplasm. Gene Ontology annotation, molecular function: phosphomevalonate kinase activity.